Molecule: messenger RNA, 1476 nt
Organism: Penicillium riverlandense
Lineage: Eukaryota; Fungi; Ascomycota; Eurotiomycetes; Eurotiales; Aspergillaceae
Product: FAD-dependent oxidoreductase
Exons: 6
Coding region: 1-1476 (491 amino acids)
Source: RefSeq, a predicted model, not a curated record
AUGGAAGUCAUCAAUGUCGAUGUCUUGGUAUGUGGAGGGGGGAUGUCGGGGAUGGCAUGUGCUGCUUUUACAGCAGAUGCAGGAGCCAAAACCUUGGUUAUUGAAAAGCAAGGAACUGUUGGUGGAUCUUCCAACUAUUCAGCUGGCAUGUUCUGGGGACCCCAGACCUACAAAAAGUUGAGAUCAUGGGUGCCGAAUGGCGAUCCGGUACUGCAACGUGCGUGGCUGUCUGACUAUCUUCCGGCUGUCCAAUGGAUGCGCGAGAAUGGAGUUCCAACGGCAAGUCGGUUCGACGGCAUUAUGACCAUCGGUAUUGGAUUUCCAAUUAAAGUACCUCACCUCCAUAAUCUGCAUCGCAAACGCAUUGAGCGCAGCAAUACUGGAUCGAAAAUUUUGACCAACUCGUCGGUUGUCAAGCUCAUCCAGGAGAAACCAGGCGUCCCUGGUUCGCGUAUCACCGGUGCCAUAAUUUGCUGCCGCAGUUCAGAUAAAUCCCCAGCCACCUAUCUUGAAGUUCGUUCCAAGAUGGUCGUGUUAGCUACGGGCGGGUUCCAGGGCUCUUCGCGCAUGACAGCCAAGUAUCUCGGACAGGGUGGUGACGAUAUCUUCGUGCGCUCGAACCGGGGCUCGGUCGGUGACGGGCUUAACUUGGCGGUCCAGGCAGGUGCCGCGACUAGCAGAGGCAUGAGCACAUAUUAUGGUCACCUGUUAGCUGCUCCAAUCCGAGCAGAAGACGUCGAUCCAAAAGACUAUCUCCCAUUGGCACAGUAUCAAAGCAAAUACUGCUUGCUAUUAAAUGAAGGAGGUCGGCGAUUUGCAGACGAGACAAUAGGUGACGAGAUUGUCAAUCAGUAUCUCGCUAAGCAGGAAAAACGUCGGGGGUUCCUGAUAUUCAAUGAAAAAACUCGCGUGCAACAUUGCAUGUCUGCAUUGUUCCCAAACGCCGGGGACGUCGACCGUCUGCAGAAGGCUCGUGACCAUGGAUGCAAUGUUGGGAGUGCGCCCACCUUGGACGGAUUAGUGGCCAUUUUGCAGAAUUGGGGGGUUGACGGGGUGCAAGCAAGACAUACAAUUGAUCAUUACGAUCGAGUCGUACGCUUAGGUGAUAUGGAUGUCGCCCUUGAUGCCCCUGUCGGGAGGGGCUGCCCUCCUCCUUCCACCUUGCUGGACGGAGAGGGCCCUUUUUACGCCAUUGAGGUUCAGCCAUCGAUCACGUUCACGUAUGGUGGCAUCGCCAUCGAUAUGAAAGGUCACGCUCUGACAGGAGAUAAGACGAUUAUUCCCGGUCUUCUCAUCGCGGGUGUUGACGCAGGGGGUUUUAGCAACCUUGGAUAUGCCGGUGGACUUGCUCUUGCCUUUGUAACUGGUCUUUGGGCUGCGCGAGAAGCUGCGAGUAUACUCGGAUUGCCCCAGCCACGUCUGCCAGCGGCUGAUCCACGGGAUGCUCAGGAAAGCCUAAUCCAAGGGCGUCUGUGA